AUGGCAGGGGAUGAGGGCCAGGCCUUUGAGGGCGGUUUCAAGCUCUACCGUUACAAUCCCAGCCUUGCCGCCAAUGCCAUCUUCGUCUUCCUCUUCGGAGCAGCGUCCAUAGCCCACCUCGUGUAUCUUGUGCGCAAAAAGACGUGGUACUUCAUCCCGUUUGUCGCUGGGUGCCUCUUCGAGGCAGUCGGAUACGUUGGCCGCGUCGCUGCCGCGCAGGAAGCCCCCGAUUUCACGCUCACCCCUUACAUCGUCCAAAAUCUUCUCAUUCUCCUCGGCCCGGCGCUGCUCGCGGCGUCCAUCUACAUGAUCCUCGCCCGCCUGAUCCGCCUGCUGGGCGCCAAAGAAUACGCGCUGGUCAGAACGAGAUGGAUGACCAAAAUCUUCGUCGCCGGUGACGUUCUCUCGUUCUUCGCGCAAGGUGCCGGCGGCGGCUUCCUGGCCAAGGCAAAGACCAAAGAGGACCAGGAACGCGGCGAGAACAUCAUCCUGGCGGGGCUGGGAAUCCAGAUCAUCUUCUUUGGCUUCUUCAUGAUCACGACCGUCAUUUUCCACGUGCGCAUCGCCCGGAACCCGACACCGGCCUCCCUCUCGGCCGCCGCGGGGCCCUGGCGCCGGCUCGUCGCCGUCCUGUACGCCAGCAGCGUCCUCAUCAUGGUCCGGUCCGUCUUCCGCAUGGUCGAGUUCGGCAUGGGCUACGACAGCGUCCUCAUGUCGACCGAGGCCUACCUGCUCGGCCUCGACGGCGCCCUCAUGUUCGCCGCCGCCGCCGCCCUGCUCUGGUGCCACCCCAGCCGCGUGAUUCGCCACGGCCGGGACGUACACUUCCGUCCCGCCCCCGCCGCCGCCGGGGUCGCCCAGGACGACGCCGGGCAGGUCGGAUAG
This is a messenger RNA of Thermothelomyces thermophilus ATCC 42464, 885 nucleotides long. Its product is annotated as RTA1 like protein. NCBI's taxonomy places the organism in Eukaryota, Fungi, Ascomycota, Sordariomycetes, Sordariales, Chaetomiaceae. Gene Ontology annotation, cellular component: membrane. The transcript has 4 exons. The coding region runs from base 1 to 885 and encodes 294 amino acids. The record is from RefSeq and is a predicted model, not a curated record.